GGGUCGGCAGUUGGCUUACUACUCAGAGGAGAAAAUCCGUUGUUGUGGAGAGGAAGAAGAAAGGCUCAAGAAAUUCGAGGAACGCUUAACGUACCAACCACGAGAGCUAACCCCAUUAUUUGUGGGUCGUUUUUUCCUCCAUCUUAUAUUCCCCCCUUUUUGUUUUGCCAACAUGGCUUGUGGAGCUACGUUAAAACGGUCGAUGGAGUUCGAGGCCCUCCUCAGUCCCCAGUCUCCCAAGCGGAGAAGGUGCAAUCCACUACCGGGGACUCCCAGCACUCCGUCCCCGCAAAGAUGCAACCUCCGUCCCCCAGUCGACAGCCCAACGCAUUCGAUGUCUCCCCCGGCCAUAGGAGGCGAACACAGGCUUACCCCAGAGCAGAUCUUCCAGAACCUGCGUCAGGAGUACAGCCGGAUCCAGAGGCGGCGGCAGCUGGAGGGAGCCUUCAACCAGACCGAGGCUUGUAGCUCCAGCGAUGCCCCCAGCCCCAGUUCUUCCCUCAACGCCCCCAGCUCCCCACCAGGUGCCUCAAGGAAGGACCAGCCCUCGUUUACACUGAAGCAGGUGAGCUACCUGUGUGAGCGGCUGCUGAAAGACCACGAGGAGAAGAUCCGGGAGGAGUAUGAACAGAUCCUUAACACAAAACUUGCAGAACAAUAUGAAUCUUUUGUGAAAUUCACACAAGACCAGAUCAUGCGAAGAUACGGCGCCCGGCCUGCUAGUUACGUCUCCUGAACUCACAUCGAUGAGAUUUCCGGCUUCCUCUCACAAGAUGGCUGCUCUUCUUCGGCCCCCUUCCACUUGAUUUUUAUUUUAUUUACCAAAUUUUUACCCCCACCCAUCCCCCCUACCCCCACAUCUAAACCUGUUUGGGUGCCAUGGUUUAUCCUCCUUUUAAUUCAAACUUUGAUUUCUUACUUAAAAACUGUUGCUGCUGGCCAAAAGCUAGAAGAAUCUGAAAGAUAUAAACUAUGUACGCAGCCCAACAUUUUUCCUUGUUGAUAUACUCUUUCUGGAAAUCCUGACUAAAGCAGAUCUGUGUCAAAUCUCUUGCCGGUGCUGUAGAAAAAGCUUAUUGGCUCGUGAUCAUUCUGUAUAACCUUCCAGCAGCUGUAUUUAAAGGCUCCUGCUUCUCACUUUGUCCCUCUUUUCUUACCCCUCCCUCCCCCUUCCCAUUCCUCCCUCCCUCCUCACAACUCUUUACCUGAGAAUGUGGAUUUUUCUCCCUUUUGAAAAAAAUAAAAGUUCUGUGAUUUAAA
This is a messenger RNA of Notolabrus celidotus (New Zealand spotty), 1260 nucleotides long. RefSeq names its product akirin 1 (gene akirin1). Gene Ontology annotation, biological process: positive regulation of lamellipodium assembly; positive regulation of transcription by RNA polymerase II; negative regulation of skeletal muscle satellite cell proliferation. The record is from RefSeq and is a predicted model, not a curated record. The transcript is spliced from 5 exons. Bases 173 to 736 code for a protein of 187 amino acids. Gene Ontology annotation, molecular function: transcription coregulator activity. Gene Ontology annotation, cellular component: chromatin; nucleus. NCBI's taxonomy places the organism in Eukaryota, Metazoa, Chordata, Actinopteri, Labriformes, Labridae.